UAACUCAAAGCUUCUCAUGUCAUAAACAAAAACAAACAAACAAAAGGUUACUUAACAUACCCGGGCCACCCACCCCUUCAAAUCUAAGCAGAAGCCAUCAGGCUUCAGGGCACCCAGACAGCCUUACGGCGAUGGCGACGGCGACCUUGGGGAAUCUGACGGCUAUCAUUGCGCUUCUAAUAACAGUCGCUACAGCAGCAUCGGACGCCCCUCCUGGUACCGGGUACACCAACCAUACCGUGGGCGGCGCCGCCGGAUGGUUCUUCAACGGCACUGCUAACACUUCCGCCACCAACUACUCCUCUUGGGCCGGCUCCCUCGCCUUCAAUCUCGGAGACUUUCUUAUUUUCAAUACCAAUUCGAACACGACGGUGAUCCAGACAUACAACGAUACUACCUACUUGAGCUGCACCAUGGAUGAUGCAGAGGACGAUGAUACCACCCAGUACAAUGGAGGCAGCACGCAGUUCGGAGAUAAGAUGACCGUGGCGGUGCCGUUGACGAUCGAGGGCCCCAACUACUACUUCUCCGACGCCAACGACGGCGUCCAGUGCCAGCAGGGCAUGGCCUUCGAGAUCCAGGUCAAACACGGCCUCGGCUUACCGCCCAGCCUCAACCAGCCGCCUCCGCCGCCGUACAUAGAGCCUCCUGGUCCCGACUCCGUUCAGUCUCCACCGGUCAGCAUCUCCCAGAACGGCGCCAUCAGAGGAGGCGCUAACGUGGGCGGUGUGUUAUGUGCACUUCUCACCGUUUCUGUUCUGUUCUAAAUAUCCCUACUUGGCUGGAAGGUUGGGCCGGUUGGGAUAGGGAUGGUAUUUUGCAUGUUUGUGCUAGUUCGGUAAAAUCACAUCGGCCGGUUUCGGUAACUUCGUUUUGGGCGUGAGGAGAACAUUUCCACGGAUGAGCAUGUUCUGGACAGCUUACAUUUUCCUUUCCUUUUCUAUUCCUAUACUUGCUGGAUUAUAAAACAAACUUCCCGCGUUGAGAGGGAAGAAUGAUUGGACCUGAUCUAUUUUAUUUUUCGUUUAUUAUUGAUUUUAUUUUUUUGGCCCA
Carya illinoinensis is the source of this 1053-nucleotide messenger RNA. Its product is annotated as blue copper protein-like. The transcript has 2 exons. NCBI's taxonomy places the organism in Eukaryota, Viridiplantae, Streptophyta, Magnoliopsida, Fagales, Juglandaceae. The record is from RefSeq and is a predicted model, not a curated record. Gene Ontology annotation, molecular function: electron transfer activity. Bases 132 to 767 code for a protein of 211 amino acids. Gene Ontology annotation, cellular component: plasma membrane.